AUGGCGAUCGAGUCACUCCUGAAUGCGGAGAAGCAGUGUUGCCUGGCUGGCGAUGUGGCCAGCACUAGGAAGGACAUCGUCGAGCUCUCUUUCAAGGAUGGCGCCUGGAAGACGCUUAACUACCAUAUCGUUCUCCUCUCUAAUAGGAGGGGCCAGCUCAAAGAAUGGCGUCAUCGGGGAGGACGGCAGUGGCGUGCCCGUGUUCGCGGAGUACACCCUCGACGAGCUACACGCCUCCACCGAUGGCUUCGCAACGGACCACAUCAUCUUCGAGCACUGCGAGAAGGAGCCUAA
This is a messenger RNA of Triticum turgidum subsp. durum (durum wheat), 294 nucleotides long. The record is from the annotation of a GenBank genome assembly. Lineage: Eukaryota; Viridiplantae; Streptophyta; Magnoliopsida; Poales; Poaceae.